Messenger RNA from Megalops cyprinoides (Indo-Pacific tarpon), 1564 nucleotides. RefSeq names its product ribonuclease P/MRP 14 subunit (gene rpp14). Gene Ontology annotation, biological process: tRNA 5'-leader removal. The transcript has 6 exons. Gene Ontology annotation, cellular component: ribonuclease P complex. The coding region runs from base 10 to 462 and encodes 150 amino acids. NCBI's taxonomy places the organism in Eukaryota, Metazoa, Chordata, Actinopteri, Elopiformes, Megalopidae. The record is from RefSeq and is a predicted model, not a curated record.
AGCUACCUCAUGGUCUCCCUGCUAGAAAGGGACAGUCCUCGUAAAACAGCUGGACUUUGCCUUCGACUUAACAGAAUGCAACCAGAAAAAAUGGAUAAAUCUGCGAGUUUCGAACGGCACGUAUUCAAAAACGCUUCAGUUUACCAUUAUAUGAAGAUUGCUCUGAUAUUGGAGAAUGAAAACAAAAGGAUGAACGCAGCCCAUUUCAAACAGCUCAUCGUCUCUGCACUUAAGGACCUUUAUGGAGAGAUCGGAGCUGCAUUUCCUUUUGACGUUUUGAAAUUUGAGGAAAAUACACUGACAGCAGUGCUACGAGUCUAUAACAGUGGUUUGGUGAAGUUGUGGAGUGCCCUGACAUUACUAGGAUCCUACCAGAGUGAACCGUGUGCUGUCCGGGUUACACAGGUUUCACCAUUUCUGCUAGCUUUAAGUGGAAACAGCAGAGAACUGGAGCUGGACUAAGAUGCUUUUUGUUACUGUGGAAGAAAGCAGCACAAACCAAAAAUGACCUGCCUUUUGACACCUCAGCCACAAUUAGCCGUCCUGUCAGACUGCCUGCAAAACAUCUCCUGCUACACUCCUUUGAUGUCAAAAUUCUCAUCAGGGAGUGAGCCAUGCUGACGAAGGCUUUCAGAGCUGAGGGUUGCUGCCUAUUUAGAACUGGCUUUAAUGUGACCACCCCACCAUCCGUGUCAACCACGGUCACUCCACGAUGACCUCAGGAAAAAAAUCCCAUUGUUCAGCGUGUGCUGAUUGAUGGGCUUAUCUCAGUUGUUCUGGGGACUAAAAACCCAGGCAGCGGGUGAAUAUUUCUCUCAGGAAAUUUGUUUUCCUGUACCUUUGUACAUCAGGGGAGAUGGUGUUGGCAGUGAAGAGAAGCAAAAAUGAUCACGAUUUGCUUUGUCUUCAUUUCUGUUUCCUGCCUUACUGGAAGGGGGGGGGGUACAUGGUCAUGGUGCAAGAGGUCAAGCAUACUGUUGAACUCAAGUCCUAGAGAAGUCCUUAUGAGUAACAGCAAAAACACUUACCGUCAGAUUUAAUUUGUCAUUAUCUGGGGAGAAAAAUGCUUUGGGUUUAGGUGAUCCUUUCAACUGAUUCUCUGAAUGCCGGUAUACUUCUAAUUCUGGACCAGUCCAGAAAGGCCUUAAGUUUUCCCCUUUCAUCAGAAUCUUUCAGUUAGUGCUGGCUCUGUGGCCCUAAGGAUCAACACUAGGUGGCCCUUUGCUGUUGUUCCAUUACACUUUUCAUCAGCUCCUCCGCUGACUGAAUGAGUAGCCAAAUGUGUAUGAUAUUCUAAGGCCAGCAUAAACCACCCUUGUAACUUCAGUGUACCUGCUGUAGAAAUAAAUUAUGUAAUUGUACAUGUAUAUCUUUUUUUCCCAUGGCAUAAAGUACAUAUGUUCUGAUAGCUAAAACUGGUCUUUGACAGCUGCCCAUUUAUGGUUCUCACACCACCUCAGAUCCUUAAAAAAUAGCCAUGGUACUAGAAGAGAUUAUGUAAGGAUAACCCAAUAUUUAAUUGAAAGAUGGCUGUGAGAAGCAAAGUCUUAACCUAACUAUGGAU